GUCUAACGACCCUGUGACUCUGCAUAGCAUUAUGGUCUUGCUGGCUAGGUUUGGUACGCCUUGGCCAUGACGCCCUCGAAGCUGCUUGAGGCUGCUUACUGUGGCCAUAGGCGGGUGGGAUUAAUCCCUGUCAAGGAUGCUGAGGGACUAGUGUGACAUAGUAAGAAGGAGAAGAGGCAAGGAAAUGCCUCAGGUGAUGGUGGCUGCACUCAGCCCGAGUCAGCCGCCGAGAACCUGAAGCGCAAUACCUCAGCCUGUGGCCCUGUACAUCAAGGUAAGACGCAUGUUCCCCCAGGUCUGUCGCAUAACAUGCGUUGUCUUAUAGAUUUCAUGCACAAGCAUAAUGUGUAUGUUCUAGAUCCCCAAGGGCGUACACACCAAUGAAAACACCAAGGUGGGUGUUCUCGCAAUUGGCGUACAAUGACUGACCGACCCUCUUGCAGACUAUGGCAACCUGUUCAAGUACUUGCAUUGGCGUCGUCACCUGCGACCAGUUGUUGGAGAUCCUAUCCCUGUGCUCUCAGAUUAUCCGGCACUUUGGACUCCUGUGGGUGAUCCGUCUGUCAACAUAGAUGUGCCAGAAGCCUCCGAAAGCACUUCCGAAAGCACUUCUGCGCAACCUGCUACGGCCACGGUUCAUGAAACCAACCUGCCGAGCAUGAAGAUGAGCCUGACCAUGUAAGCACUCACUCGGGUAGUUCAUCUAUGACCGGCACAGUGAUCAGUUGCAUCGGCUCACCAGAGGCCUUAGACAGCUUAGACAGCUCAAGGGUAUCAGACGAACCUUUGAAUGACGUCGAGAGUGAAGAACGGCUGCCUUGGGAGCACUUACUCGAUGAGCCCCUUAAGGAGGUUAUUUCCCUUAAGAACAAAGAUGAUGUAGAUUUAUAUAUGUAUUGACCUCCUCUACAUCCCU
Molecule: messenger RNA, 916 nt
Organism: Phanerochaete carnosa HHB-10118-sp
Lineage: Eukaryota; Fungi; Basidiomycota; Agaricomycetes; Polyporales; Phanerochaetaceae
Exons: 3
Coding region: 706-900 (64 amino acids)
Source: RefSeq, a predicted model, not a curated record